Molecule: messenger RNA, 2200 nt
Organism: Sabethes cyaneus
Lineage: Eukaryota; Metazoa; Arthropoda; Insecta; Diptera; Culicidae
Gene: nudE
Product: nuclear distribution protein nudE-like 1-A
Exons: 2
Coding region: 206-1513 (435 amino acids)
Biological process (GO): vesicle transport along microtubule; chromosome segregation; cell migration
Cellular component (GO): kinesin complex; centrosome; kinetochore
Molecular function (GO): microtubule binding
Source: RefSeq, a predicted model, not a curated record
AGUGAAGAAAAUGCAAAAAGAUUAUAAAUAAAAGUCUUAAUGUUACGAAAUUAAGAAUUAACGGGCAAGCGGAUGUUAAAAACUAUACCUUACUGUCUGUAUUCGUGACGUGUGCCGAUAACAAAAAAAAAAGAAAUUUCCAAAAAGACGAUUGUUGUUUGAUUGAAUAUUCAUUUCCAAUCAAAAAAGUAUUGAUUGGAUAAAAAUGGACCAGGAAAAUAUUUUCUCUAGUGUCGAAGAAGAGUGUUUGUAUUGGAAGGAAAGGUGUUUGAAGUUAAAACAGGAACGUAGUGAUGUACAAAGAGAAUUUGAUGAUUUCACCGAGGAGUCACGGCAGCUGGAAGCGGAACUUGAGAUGACGGUCGAACAACAGGAGAAAAAGAUACGCGAUUUAAAUCAACUUGUAAGUCAGCUUCGGGUAGAGUGUGAGUCAUAUAAACGGAAGGCGACGAAUACAGAAAAUGAAUCCAACAAAAUUGAUGCUGAUUAUAAACAGCUGAUGAAAGAAAAUGAAAAGUUCAAGGUUUAUAUCCGUGAGCUAGAGCAAAAGAACGAUGACUUGGAGCGGGCUAACCGGGUGGCAAGCGAAAGCGUAGCAGAAUUCGAAUCAAUGCUCAAUCAGGCGUACGAGAAAAAUGCUCUUCUGGAACUAGAGGUAGACGAGAAAGAACGUAUGCAAAUUAAGCUACAACGUUUAAUGGACGAAGCGCGCGACUUGAAGCAAGAAUUAAAAGUAAGAAACUUUCCAAAAUUGGAGCCAGAUGAUGACACGCCGACUGAUAUAAAGGAUCUCGAAGAUAAAAACACGGAGGGUUCAAGCGACACAAAAUUUACGACACUGAACAACACCACCGCAAAUCUAUGCCUCAAUACAAACAAACUAGAAAACAUAAACAAUAAUAUCAACAGCAACAAGAAGUCGGAUGGCAUUAUUGUAGCCCUAACGAAAUCUACCAGUAAACUUGACUUGGAAUCCAUGCCCGGAUCCCUAGAUAAUGUCGUAACUCACAUUGACGAAGAUACUCUCCAGCAAAAGCUAAUUAUCGAACGCAACGGAAACAUUAAUGCUACAUCUGCGUUGAUUCCCAGUGUUUUAAACGCGCCAAUGGCCCCGAGUGAUCGUGUGUCUACAUUGAGCAUCGUUGCGGACCUACUUCGGCGGCUAGAUAACAUGGAAGCAAAGUUAAAAGCCUGGAAAUGUCGCAAGCCAUCGUCUCGCACCAAUCUUGCGUCAAGUGCAAACCAUCGACACAGUCACAGCCAGUUGAAUCAUCAGCUUCAACAUCUUCAUUCCUCACAGCAUCAACUGCAGAGUUCCACGGCUGCAGCUGGCGGGAUGACCGGAGGGACGCCCGGUGACAGUAAUGUUUCGCUCAAUUCCGUUGGCAGUGGAGACAGCUGUUGCAAUGUUCAGCUGCACUCGUACCAGCCGGGAAUGUCCACCAUCGGUACGCAAACCUCCCACCAGCAGCAACAGAAUCAGCAGAAAGCCGAACUUCGGACGAAUAAAUAAAAAACCAUCCUCUCUCACACUCUUUUACUGUUAUGCGUAUACAGUGUAUUUUUUUAAUUAAAUUAUUUAAUUUAAUGGCUAAUAAUUUUAAAUAAGUUUCUUCUAUGUGUGUGUUUGUACAUAUGUGUGUAGAAGGGGAUUAGAGAGGUGCGGUAUGAAAUGAACUACUUGAAUAACGUAUAUUUUGAAACGUGUUGAACGAAUUCAGAAAUUGAAAGUUAUGAUAUUGUACAAUUGUAUUCAAUUUACAUUGAUUCAGCUGGAAAAGCACUUUUUUCUUAAACAGCCUUCGUCUAUAUUUUUCGAAAGACUUUAAAUAAAUUUAAUAAAAAGCUGAUCGUAUUCAUAUGCAGAGGUGCAAAAUUAGAACGUAGAUUGAUCGCACUUUCCUGAAUGUAUACACUGUGUAACUCGCUUUAUAGGACAUUAUCAGUAAAUUCAGAGGCACUCUAUCUGCUGCAGCUUCUAGCAAACAAAUCACUAAAAACAGGUGGUAACAAUACAAAAGAAAAAAAGAUUCAACAUAGUAGAGUAUAAAAAUGCAUAAAGCUUGUUAUCUAUCUUAAUUGCGUAAUAGGGACAGUUAUUUGGCAACAAAAAACAGAACUCAUCAAACUGUAUGCAUAGCAGAUACUAGUUGACAUUAAUACAAUGACAGUGUAACCUUAACGAACGAAUGUUAAAUAC